AUGAGACCGCUCUCGCUGCUCUUUGUUUUCGUAUCGGCUGUUGCGUCCGGCAGCACUCGUCCGCCGUGUCUGAGUCGACGGCCGGCCGUGGUGCCGCGUCCUGCACAUCCACGGCUGCCCGUGCCUCAGCCGCCGAAGCGAUCGCGCGUGUGCGAGGUGCAGACGCACGGCGACGGCCAGACGGACGACUCGACACUCAUCCUCGAGGCCCUGCACGCCUGCAACAAUGGCGGUCACGUGCUGUUUGGCCGGGACGCCACCUUUGUCGUGGGCACGGCCCUGGACCUGACCUUUCUGCAGCAUGUCGACAUUGACAUCCAGGGCCGCAUCCUCUUCUCCAACGACACGGAUUACUGGCAGGCCAACUCGUUCCGCUUCGGCUUCCAGAACGUCACCUCCUUCUUCAAGCUCGGCGGUAAGGACGUCUUCCUGUAUGGUGGUGGCACCCUUGACGGCAACGGCCAGGCCUGGUAUGACCUCUAUGCCGCCGACAUCUACACGCUUCGGCCCGUCUUGGUGGGCAUCGACGGACUGCACGACAGCGUGAUUGCAGACCUGCAGCUGCGGUAUAGCCCAAUGUACUAUAGCUUUGUGGCCAAUGCGAGCAACGUCGUCUUUGACCACAUCAGCAUCGCCGGCGCCUCGACCAGCAAACACGUGGCCAAGAACACUGACGGCUGGGACACGUAUCGAAGCCGAGACGUGACCAUUAUGAACUCUGUCAUUGACAAUGGAGAUGACUGCGUCUCCUUCAAGCCCAACAGCACCGACAUGCUGGUCCAAUCGCUCGUCUGCACCGGCAGCCAUGGCAUCUCUGUCGGCAGCCUAAGCCAGUAUCCCGGCACCUUGGACAUUGUCGAGCACAUCCACGUGGCCAACGUCAGCCUGCACAAUGCCACCAACGGCGCCCGCAUCAAAGUCUGGCCCAACGCGCCCACCGUCCUCGCGGACGAUCUUCAGGGCGGCGGUGGCAGCGGUCGCGUCAACAAUGUCACGUACACCGACAUUGACGUCGCCAACGUCGAUGACGCCAUCGAGAUCACCCAGUGCUACGGCCAGAAGAACCUGAUGCUUUGUGUCAGCUUUCCGUCUGCCCUGACCAUCAGCAACGUGCGCUUCCGCCGCUUUACCGGCACUACGUCCGCCACGUAUGCGCCCGAGAUCGCCGCCUUUGCCUGCUCCUCCACCGCCGUCUGUGGCAACAUCUCUGCCGUCGACAUCGCCGUUACCAGUCCCCAGGGCAGCCGCCAGGCCUACUGCCUCAACCAGGACACCACCACCCUCGAUGUCGACUGCACGGACGUUUGGAAGGGCUUCAACUGA
Molecule: messenger RNA, 1323 nt
Organism: Grosmannia clavigera kw1407
Lineage: Eukaryota; Fungi; Ascomycota; Sordariomycetes; Ophiostomatales; Ophiostomataceae
Product: exopolygalacturonase
Exons: 4
Coding region: 1-1323 (440 amino acids)
Biological process (GO): carbohydrate metabolic process
Molecular function (GO): polygalacturonase activity
Source: RefSeq, a predicted model, not a curated record